Fusarium musae is the source of this 1179-nucleotide messenger RNA. RefSeq lists its product as uncharacterized. Gene Ontology annotation, molecular function: ATP hydrolysis activity; DNA binding; DNA clamp loader activity. The coding region runs from base 1 to 1179 and encodes 392 amino acids. Gene Ontology annotation, biological process: DNA repair; DNA-templated DNA replication. The transcript has 3 exons. Gene Ontology annotation, cellular component: Ctf18 RFC-like complex; nucleus; Elg1 RFC-like complex. The record is from RefSeq and is a predicted model, not a curated record. NCBI's taxonomy places the organism in Eukaryota, Fungi, Ascomycota, Sordariomycetes, Hypocreales, Nectriaceae.
AUGUCUGAUAUUGGGGAUGAGAUGGACGUUGACGUCCCCGUUGUCAGCAAAGAUGUGAUGUUUUCCUCUGAAGCCAAGCAAGGCAAGCGAAGUGCUGCCAAUCUGCCAGUUGAGGCUGAGGAUAGUCUCCCUUGGGUUGAAAAGUACCGCCCAAACACCCUCGACGACGUCUCGGGCCAUCAAGAUAUCCUCGCUACUAUCAACAAAUUCAUUGACCAGAAUCGUCUCCCUCAUCUACUCCUCUACGGUCCUCCAGGUACCGGAAAAACGUCGACAAUUCUGGCCCUUGCUCGUCGUAUCUACGGAGCUGCGAAUAUGCGCCAAAUGGUUCUCGAACUCAAUGCCUCAGAUGACCGUGGUAUUGAUGUAGUGCGGGAGCAGAUCAAGACAUUUGCUAGUACCAAACAGAUCUUCUCCUUGGGUGGUGCAUCUGCCCGCGCAGGCAACUCGAUGGCUGGAUUUAAGCUCAUUGUUCUGGAUGAGGCUGAUGCUAUGACGAGCACAGCCCAGAUGGCGCUACGACGGAUAAUGGAGAAGUACACCACUAACACACGAUUCUGUAUCAUUGCAAACUAUUCCCACAAGCUUAGCCCAGCACUUCUGAGUCGAUGCACACGGUUCCGCUUCAGUCCGCUGAAGGAGGGUGAUAUUAGGGUGCUGGUUGACAAGGUGGUGGAUGAGGAGCACGUUAGGAUUGGCGGAGAGGCGGUCGAUGCGUUGGUGAAGUUGAGCAAGGGUGAUAUGCGAAGAGCACUGAACGUUCUACAGGCCUGUCACGCAUCAAGCACACCAUUGCGAGCGAAGGAUGCACCUAAAGUGCCUGACAGCGAAAUUGAACGCGAAAACAUCACAACGGAGACUAUUUAUAACUGCAUUGCGGCACCCCCACCUGAUGCCAUUAAAGAGAUUGUGUCGACGCUGCUGAAGACAUCUGAUGUCACAAGUUGUCUAAACACUAUUAACGCUCUCAAGGUGUCGCGAGGUCUUGCGCUGGCGGAUAUCAUCACGGCGCUCUCCGAGGAGUUGGUGAAGCUAGAGGUUGGUCCCGAGGUGAUGAUCACCUGGCUGGAUGGUCUCGCCAACAUCGAGCAUAGAGUCGCCGGUGGAGGCAGUGAGUUGAUUCAGACUGGAGCAGUUGUUGGAGUUGUCCGAAACGGAGUUGAGUUGAUGAGCCGAUAA